AUGGCUGAGGACAUGAUCAAACAGCAGGAUCAAACAGUAGGAUCAAACCGUAGGAUCAAACAGCAGGAUCAAACAGCAGGAUCAAACAGCAGGAUCAAACAGCAGGAUCAAACAGUAGGAUCAAACCGUAGGAUCAAACAGCAGGAUCAAACAGCAGGAUCAAACAGCAGGAUCAAACAGCAGGAUCAAACAGCAGGAUCAAACAGCAGGAUCAAACAGCAGGAUCAAACAGUAGGAUCAAACCGUAGGAUCAAACAGCAGGAUCAAACAGCAAGAUCAAACAGCAGGAUUAAACAGCUGGAUCAAACAGCAGGAUCAAACAGCAGGAUCUAA
Messenger RNA from Physella acuta, 333 nucleotides. RefSeq names its product spore germination protein GerIA-like. The record is from RefSeq and is a predicted model, not a curated record. NCBI's taxonomy places the organism in Eukaryota, Metazoa, Mollusca, Gastropoda, Physidae.